GAGGGAUGUCGGUAUGCGCUGCAACGACAACAAUAAUAACACAUAACACUAGCAUGGACGAUGCUUCCAUUUGUCUUCCUGGAGAUUGAACUCUGCUUUCUCAAUUCUCCCCAGCAACCUAUUCCUCCUCCCCUCAAUGCUAGUUUCACUUCCGGUUGACUGUGUGAAGAGCAAAUAGCACCCCAGUGCUUUACGGUCAGCGAUGGAGUUUUCUCUCGAUGGCGCCGUUGGCCAGAAUCUGGCAGAUGAACCACACGGCGCUGAAUUUUCUGAGCUUCAAUUCGCAAUUGCUGAAAGUCCUAAGAAUGAAAAACCGGAUGAUCCUAGUGAUGAUUCUUCACCACCGGUUCAUUUAGCUUCGGCAUUUUCAAGCGCCCCUAAGUCUGCAAUCUCGACUCCGUCUUCAAAAUCUUCGUGUCCUCCUCCUCCUUCGAGACCUCCAACAAAGAAAGAGCUGCUGCUUAACAAUUUAGACAAUUUCAUUCCUGUUGGAAUCCUGAAGGUCUUCGAUCCUUCUUCGGUGACCCGCUCCAAAGACACAGACUUUUUGCUGGCAGAAGUCAACAAAUUGCUACAGGCUGGAUGGGUUCGGACUUCCAUUUAUGAGGACGGAAACUAUCCUGGGUGGAAGGCUAUCCGUAUAUAUGUCUUACCAGAGGAUGUUGGAAGAUCAAUUAUUCAGCGUUCUAGUACAGCCUUCCGUCGCUCAUUGAGGGUUGUCAUGUCGAGAUUGGAUACCUCUCCUGAGGCAUGGACUGGCAAUUUUGACCCCUUAGCGGAGCAUUCAGUUAAUUCAAAGACCGAGGAUGAAUCAUUAUUCUACAUCUUCAAUACGCUCGAGUCACCAAAUCCGAACGUUGAUUCUGUACCCGACUUUUGGGCGCGGUUGGCCAUGGCAUCGGCUCUCAAAGGGAACUCUGAUAGCGAUGCUGGUAAGAAUGUGGGGAUACGAGGUCUCAAGACUCCUCUGUAUCCAUACCAACGUCGCUCUGUCGCAUUCAUGAUCCAGAAAGAGUCCGAGCCUGGAGAAUACCCUGACCCAAGGUUGCAAGCUUUCAAAGGGCCCACUGGGCGAACGUAUUACUAUGAUCGGGAAGAAGGCGCAAUUACUCGUGAUCAACGUCUUUAUUCUGGGCCAUGUGGAGGGGUUCUUGCAGAAACUAUGGGUUACGGGAAAACGCUAAUAUGUCUAGCUGUUAUCCUUGCGACGAAAGGUUAUUUUCCGCGAAUACCCUCCACCCAUCUACAAGAAUUGCACCCUGUGAGAGCGAAAACUGGCUCUCUGUUUGAAAUGACUGCAUCUGCAGUGGGGCGUUUUUCAGUGCCAUGGAAAUCCUACUUUGAGCAUUUGAAUGACUUGGGCAUGCACUACGUAAACUGUACUCGUGCUUGCGAGCAUAGUCAAGGCUCAUAUACGGUCAUCCAGGCUCCAAAGUCCAGCAAUCGCAUGGGAAUUAAAUCCAGUUAUUUGCGACUUGCAUCUGGGACUCUAGUCAUAGUUCCACCGAAUCUGGUUGACCAUUGGCUCCAUGAAAUCGAAAAGCACACUGAGGGAUUGAAAGUCUUGGUUUUGAGGGACGUGUCUGAUCGAUUACCCCCAGCUGAUGAGCUUCUUCAAUACGAUAUUGUUCUCUUUGCGAGAUCUCGGUUUGAAAAGGAGAAGGCCGGUUUUGAGCACCACUGGGCAAUAUACGAUUCACCUCUAAAAGAACUCCAUUGGCUUCGAAUUAUCGUUGAUGAAGGCCAUAACUUCGCCAGUAGUGGUGGAAAAUCAAAUGCCAUCCAUUUUCUAGAAAUGCUACAUGUCGAACGUCGGUGGGUGGUCUCUGGAACUCCUUCGGAUGGGAUGUAUGGUGUGGAGGUCAGCCUUGCAUCGCAAGAAACCCUCCCCGAAAUGGCCAUGAAGGACGACGAACGAGCUGCGGGUAUCCUGAAAUCUAGGAAGGAUGCGAGUGGCAUCAUUGACGAAGAAUUGAAAAAUCUGGAUAGAUUAAAACGAAUUGUAAUUGAUUUCCUCCGUCUGAAGCCUUGGGCCAACUCGCGUGCCCAAGACCCAGCGAAUUGGUCAAAGUACAUGACGCCAAAAGGCGUGGAUGGCAAACGGACGAUGGCGACGUCGCUUCGAUCAACCCUCCAGUCAAUUGUUGUGCGGCACCGUACUGAAGAUAUCAACAAAGAUCUGGUUUUACCAAACCUCAGUAACAAGGUUGUGUACUUGGAGCCCACUUUCCAUGAUAAACUGUCCCUCAACAUGUUUAUUUUCCAUCUGGUUGUCAAUGCCAUUACAUCCGAGCGUACUGAUAGGGACUAUAUGUUCCACCCGAGAAACAGAAAGCAUCUCGCCACUCUGAUCAACAAUCUGAGAUAUGCAGGCUUUUGGUGGACGGGUUUCGACAGGAAAGACGUUGAGGUGACCCUUGACGUCGCCAGGAAAUAUCUAGCCGCGAACGUUGAUAGAAUGACCAGAUCCGAUUUGGAUCUCCUUUGUGAAGGGAUUCAUAUUGCAGAAAAAACGAUUUCCUGUCCUUCCUGGAAUGCCUUUAGUCAAUUUGAUGAACUUGGCGUAUUCAUUCGAAACUUCCCCGAAUACGCACGGCCUAUGUGGUCCCUUGAUGAUUCGGAGGAACACCAGGAGCCACUGUUGUUAGGUAUUUCUCAGGCAAGGGAUGCGCAGAGAUUUAUUACAGCGCGCCUCUGCGCUGAGAACCCGGCCGAGGGUAUAGCUGGGGCAGGAAUAAAAACAAAGCGAGAGAUGCGACGGAGACUAGAUAACCCCACUGAUUUAAAAUCUCAGAGAGGAUCCCCUACCAAACCUCAGGCAGAAUCUGCCGCAAGCAAUGCCAAAACAAACGAUUACCUCAUUCACCGACCAAGGCCGGAAAAGCUCCCGAAGGCACAGAAAUUUUCCAGGUUCAAGACCCUCCCCGCCGAAUCACCGCUCGCAAAAGCUCAAGUUGUUGCUACGACGUCUGCAAAACUGAGCUACCUGUUAGACCGUGUCUUCGAGCUUCAAAGUGAGGAAAAGAUAAUUAUUUUCUACGAAAAUAAUAACAAUGCUUUCUGGGUUGCAGAAGGCCUUGAAAUGCUGGGCGUGGAGUUCCGAAUUUACGCAAGCACCCUUAAACCGAAAUUGAAAGCCGAGUACCUCGCGCUGUUCAAUAAUAGCGAAUGCGUGCGUGUUCUGCUAAUGGACCUCCGUCAGGCUUCCCAUGGAUUACAUCUGGCGAGUGCUUCUCGCAUCUUUAUUAUCAACCCGAUAUGGGACCCAAAUAUCGAAAGCCAAGCCAUUAAGCGAGCCCAUCGUAUAUCCCAGAUGAAACCAGUUUACGUGGAAACACUAGUUUUGAAAGAUACUCUUGAAGAUAAAAUGCUACGACGAAGGAAGCAAAUGACGAAUAUUGAGAUGCAGCAUGCCGAAAAAGACCUGUUGGAUGACCGCACGAUGAGCUCUAUUAUAAAAGAGGAAGGUUUUAUCCCAGUUUCAGAAGACGAGAAAGAUAGCGAGUCCGCGUAUAUGAAGAAUAAGCCUGGUUUCUUCGACCGACAUAAAAUGCCAAUUCCGGACAAUUUCAAUGACAAGAAGCCCCCACGCCCAGUAAUACAGCCAUCCCCUCGUCGCCGGACCCCAGCGAAGGGAAAUAAUAAAGUCUCGGAACCCAUGCCUUUCUUAGACUCAGACGUGACUCCUGGCUCUGGGAGAGGUAACAAACGGCAAAUAACCACAACCGAAGAAGUGGUGACUGAUGAUGGCAUUGUUAUGAUGGCGCCUAGAACACCAGGCCCUCGCAAACGAAGAGCCACGUCCCAUCUAACCUAUUCGAACGCAGGUAAUAACGAAAAUGCGGUCAGUUCUAAUGGCGAAUCUUCAUCUCCGGUACUCGAUAUAUCGGAUAUUUCGGGAGUGUUUAGUACCGUUCAUGCAACCUCGGGACCAAACAAUUCACUGGAGGAUCCUUUUUUAGCACCAGACCAGCCUAUAGUCUCUGCUUCCUUCUUUCUCAGUGCUCCAGCUAAUUGAAUCAAGCCGUUGGCAAUAUCCAGUCAAUUGGUUGAGGAGGUUGCAAAGCAUUCAACCCUUGGAAAGGGGUUCAUUUCACGAAUUGGCCGGUAUUGUACCGCCAAUGCAAGCCCGUCACUUCUCAGUUGAGAACCUUUCGGGAUGUUGGUUGGGUUCUGUGCCAUGGAGAAGAGAUAAAGUGGAUGAAAGAAUGGAAGAGAAAAGUGCAAAAAACGAAACCGUCAUUGGAGAAUACAGGACCUAUGCUGACGCAAUUUCUUGAACAGUGUAUAAAU
Molecule: messenger RNA, 4293 nt
Organism: Coccidioides posadasii C735 delta SOWgp
Lineage: Eukaryota; Fungi; Ascomycota; Eurotiomycetes; Onygenales; Onygenaceae
Biological process (GO): DNA repair
Cellular component (GO): nucleus
Molecular function (GO): ATP binding; ATP-dependent chromatin remodeler activity
Source: RefSeq, a predicted model, not a curated record